UUCCACAGUAAAGCAAGGAAAACCAGAGCUGCCAUUUUUUACAUCCUUGGCUUCUCCAGUUAUAUUCCCAGAGCCCAUCAUCUCCAUGGAAAGCGCGCGUAGAUGAUGCUCACAGGAGCGCACCUUUAGCAUUCAGCGCGCGUCCACCGCCUGCCUGGCGCGUCACACACCUCUCUCUCUCUCUCUCUCUCUCUCUCUCUCUCUCUCUCUCUCUCUCUCUCUCUCUCUCUCUCAUCUUAAUAUCUGAGAGAAACUGCGUUUGGCAUUCAAUUCAAUCCUGGAUGGAAAGCGCGUUUUGUUGCAAAAACGGAACCAUAUUUAUACUGACGUGUUCUGGUGAUACCUAGCUCGCUUGGUGUCUCCAAACACUCAACAACUUCAGUGACAACCUCAGUGACCAACAUCUCCUUUUCUCUUGCACUUACUAAAUCAAAAAAGAGAGGUUUAGCGUGGGCAGGUUCUCUGUAGUGGUAUUCAGUAUUUGUUCCUGUCUUGAAACACUCCAUCUCCGCAGGUGCGCAAGCGACAUAUUUGGAGAUGUGCAUUACUUUACUGUGCGUUAUCGUGAAGCUCCGUUAAAGCCGUUCCUGAGACGUUGCGCAGCCGCGAUGCGUUCCUGCGUGCUGAGUGACUGAAAACGGAAGAUCCUCGCUGUGCGCUUCACAAGCGACUGGGCGCGAGCACCAUCCCGAAACCGAAGACAACAUCCCCCUACCAUUUCAGAGUUCCUGAGAUGAAUCUCUGAUAUUAAAAACAUGUCUCUCCAGAGGUGGAUAUAGUGAAGCCGAUCACCAGAUUUUAGGAGCUGAAUUCGGAUUUCAUUAUCAGUACAGCAACACUAUGCAUCACCUCUGUCCCCAGCAUACCUCCACUACCUGGCUGUCUGCUCUCCUCAUCGUCAUCCUUAGUGUUACGCAGUUUUCCCAGGCCACCUCAGAUGCCUUGCACAGUAGCCCAGGAAACUGUUCUGAGGAGACCGGCUGCUCUGAGGGUGUGGUACUUCCUGUAUGGAACCCUCAGAACCCAUCAGUGGGAGAUAAGGUGGCGCGAGCCAUUGUCUAUUUUGUUGCGCUCAUCUACAUGUUCCUGGGAAUGUCCAUCAUUGCGGAUCGCUUCAUGUCCUCCAUCGAGGUCAUCACCUCGCAAGAGAAGGAAAUCACCAUUAAGAAGCCAAAUGGAGAAACGACCACUGCCACAGUCCGCAUCUGGAACGAGACCGUCUCCAACCUGACGUUAAUGGCGUUGGGUUCUUCAGCACCUGAGAUCCUGCUGUCUGUGAUUGAAGUGUGUGGCCACAAAUUUGAAGCUGGUCAUCUUGGUCCCAGCACCAUAGUAGGCAGUGCUGCAUUCAACAUGUUUAUCAUUAUCGCUAUCUGUGUCUACGUUGUUCCCGAUGGUGAAGUAAGAAAGAUAAAACACUUGAGGGUCUUUUUUGUGACCGCAGCUUGGAGUAUGUUUGCUUACAUCUGGCUUUAUCUGAUCCUAUCAGUAUUUUCUCCUGGUGUGGUGGAGGUCUGGGAAGCUGUGCUGACGUUCCUCUUCUUUCCCAUUUGUGUUCUCCAAGCCUGGAUUGCAGACCGCCGUUUGCUCUUCUACAAGUACGUUCACAAGCGCUAUCGUGCCGACAAGAAUCGGGGCAUCAUCAUCGAAACGGAGGGUGAUGGUAUAUUCACAAAGAUGGACAUGGAGAUGGAUGGGCAGGGCAACAACUCUCACCACAAAGAGGUUCUGGAUGGCAUGCUUGCUGGCGUAGAGGAGGGAGGAGGCGGCGGAGGAGGAGGUGGAGAAGAAGAAGAGGCACGAAGAGAAAUGGCUCGUACACUGAAGGAGCUGAAGCAGAGGCACCCUGAGAAGGACAUGGAGCAGCUGAUUGAAAUGGCCAACUACCAAGUGUUGGUUCAGCAACAGAAGAGCAGGGCAUUCUAUCGCAUACAGGCUACGCGCAUGAUGAUCGGUGCAGGAAACAUCCUGAAGAAGCAUGCUGCAGACCAGGCCAGGAAAGUGGUGAGCUGCCAUGAGGCCAAUGCACAAGAAGAGGAUCCUCACACCAUCUACUUGGAGUUCGAGCCCUCUCACUACCAAUGCUUCGAGAACUGUGGUUCCCUCAAACUGGCUGUCAGCAGACAUGGAGGAGACAGUGGCUGCACAGUAAAGGUGGACUAUCGAACUGAGGAUGGCACGGCUAACGCUGGCUCAGAUUAUGAGUUUGCUGAGGGUACGCUGGUCUUCAAAUCGGGCGAGACCAUAAAGGAGCUGACGGUCGGUGUAAUUGAUGAUGACAUCUUUGAGGAAGACGAGCAUUUCUACGUGCACCUCAGUAACCCACGUGUCGUUCAUCGAGCCGAGGUCUCCAUUCUCGAUCCCAAUGCCCCAGGCAAUAGCCUUUUGGGCUCCGUCCCCAUUCAGCCAAAAGCUGCACUGGGUGCUGCUCAUACUGCCACGGUGACCAUCUAUGAUGACGACCAUGCAGGGAUCUUCACAUUCGAGAGCGCAUCAAUGCGUGUGAGUGAGAGCGUCGGCAUCAUGCAGGUGAAGGUGCACAGAACGUCUGGAGCACGCGGAAAGGUCGCAGUGCCGUUCCACACCAGCGAGGGGACCGCCAAGGCUGGAGAGGACUACGAGGAGGUGGCUGGAAAAUUGGAAUUUCUCAACGAUGAGACCAUGAAGAUGCUUGAGGUGAAGAUUAUCGAUGAUGAGGAGUACGAGAAGAACAAGACCUUCACCAUCCAUCUGGGGGAGCCUAUACUUCUAGAGAUAGGACAGAAGCAUGGAGAUUCUAAUGACAACAAGCCAGCAGUAGGGAUCGAGGAGGAAGAGGUGGCCAAGAUGGGCUGCCCGAGCCUGGGAGAGCACACCAAGCUGGAAGUGGUGAUCGAAGAGUCCUACGAAUUCAAGAACACAGUGGAUAAGCUGAUAAAAAAGACUAACCUUGCGUUGGUCGUGGGCAGCAGUAGCUGGCGAGAGCAGUUUGUCAGCGCUGUCACUGUCAGUGCAGGUGAUGACGAUGAAGAAGAGAGUGGUGAAGAGCGCUUGCCCUCUUGCUUUGAUUACAUCAUGCACUUCCUGACUGUUUUCUGGAAGGUUCUGUUUGCGUUUGUUCCACCCACGGAGUACUGGAACGGCUGGGCUUGCUUCUUUGUGUCCAUCGUGCUAAUCGGCGUGUUGACCGCCGUCACCGGAGACCUGGCCUCCCACUUUGGCUGCACCAUUGGCCUGAAGGACACGGUCACGGCUGUGGUGUUUGUGGCCCUCGGCACCUCGGUACCUGACACCUUUGCCAGCAAAGUGGCAGCCAUCCAGGACCAAUAUGCGGACGCCUCUAUCGGCAAUGUGACGGGCAGCAAUGCUGUAAACGUUUUCCUGGGCAUCGGCGUGGCGUGGACCAUCGCUGCUGUCUACUGGCACAGCAAAGGCAAGCAAUUCCAUGUGCCACCCGGCUCUCUGGCCUUCUCUGUCACGCUUUUCACCAUAAUGGCGCUGGGUUGCGUGCUCACGCUGCUGUACCGCCGCCGGGCCUCGGUCUCUGGAGGUGAGCUUGGGGGGCCGCGGACCGCCAAGCUGCUCACUGUUCUGUUAUUCGUCAGCAUGUGGCUCCUCUACAUCCUGCUGGCUUCGCUGGAGGCCUACUGCCACGUGCCUGGCUUCUGAGAGCCACAAAGAAGGAAGGAAUGAAGAGAGAGAGAGAGAGAGAGAGAGAGAGAGAGAGAGAGAGAGAGAGAGAGAGAGAGAGAGAGAGAGAGAAAGAGAUUUCCUUCCUGUGCAACCACCUAAUUAUUCUCCCUACUGUUGUGACAUACUGUAUCUAUAAAGUGUUCAAAUUGAUGUUUACAUUUGUUAUUGCACAUAAUUAGUUGUUGUUGGAAUGGGACCAGUUCCUUCUUGCUCCCACUGAGGUGGAUUCUCGGUGCUUGUGGAGGGUCUUGAGAUUCUUUUUAAUAACUGGAGGGAGCUCAGAGACAUUGCUUACUACACGGUUUACACGACUUGCUGUGUUCCAGCACCUGCUGAUCUCGACUACAUGGGAUAACCUACUCGAGAAAUCUCUUCAGCUCAUAUAGAAUGGGCUGUCUUUUUUUUCCAGCCAUAUUUCCACUCUUUACUGUUGCCAUAUCCUGCUCCUUAUCAAUAGACUCACUGGUUUAGCAAGAGGUAUAGAUGUGCUUCACAGAUUUCCUAUACCACAGAACAUGCCAGACUUCCCAGCAUCCUCUCUGUGAGCUGCCGUUCAGAUCUCCACAGAAACACCUGCACAAACCAGCAUCAUCUUUCUCCAACCUCUCAAGCUAGUCUUUAUUUCUACUCCCUUCUACUGUUGAGUGCUCGUCUUGUGCAAGUGUUGGAAAAGUUCUUCUUUUUUACAUUUAUUUAUUCCUGAAAAGAAACUUAAUGAUGGAAUGUGUUUGUUGAUUGUGCUUAAAAGAGGUGUCACAAUUGAUUUAGUAUAGCACAAGAGAGAGAAAUUCAUGAUGUAGAGAUAAAAUUAUGAUAGAUGUAUAUUCAUAAGAUAAUACCUGCUAUUUAUUAUCCUUGCCUGUACUGUAUAUUAUGUGUUCAGUUUUGUGUGUGUGUGUGUGUGUGUGUGUGUGUGUGUGUGUGUGUGUGUGUGUGUGUGUGUGUGUGUGUGUGUGUGUGUGUCUGAGAGAGAGCAAGAGAAAUGAUUGUUUUGGACAAGGAAUGUAGUAUUCAGAGGAAAAAGCAACCAGUACCACAGUAACUAAUGUGUUGUUCCCUGAUCCUAUAAGCCCACACACACACACACACACACACACACACACACACACAGACUCACACAGACUCACACACACACACACACACACACACACACACACACACACACACAGACUCACGCACACACACACACACAC
Molecule: messenger RNA, 4865 nt
Organism: Tachysurus fulvidraco (yellow catfish)
Lineage: Eukaryota; Metazoa; Chordata; Actinopteri; Siluriformes; Bagridae
Gene: slc8a4a
Product: solute carrier family 8 member 4a
Exons: 9
Coding region: 841-3648 (935 amino acids)
Biological process (GO): sodium ion transmembrane transport; cell communication; calcium ion import across plasma membrane
Cellular component (GO): axon; sarcolemma; postsynapse
Molecular function (GO): calcium:sodium antiporter activity
Source: RefSeq, a predicted model, not a curated record